Molecule: messenger RNA, 3328 nt
Organism: Elaeis guineensis (African oil palm)
Lineage: Eukaryota; Viridiplantae; Streptophyta; Magnoliopsida; Arecales; Arecaceae
Source: RefSeq, a predicted model, not a curated record
CACAUCCCAGUCCCCGCCGCUCCCCUCUUCUCCUGGUCUCCCCCACCCUUUUCUCUCGACUCUAUAAUCCCCACCCAUAUUCCAAAACCCGGCUUAUUCCUUAUUUUUUUAUUUCGCCCCCCUUUUUAAACCGAUCACUCGCAGCGCAAUCCCCCGCUUAAACCCGAUGGCCUUUCACGUCGCUUGCCCGAUCACUUGCCGGCUGCUAUGCGAUUGCGAGCUCGGGUUUCCGGAGGAGCUGCGGAGCCCCCCGGCGAGGAAGGAGUUCGAGGAGCAGGCCGAGAGGCUCGAGGAGUUCUUGCGGGACCCGUGGAUCGUGAGGGACGGCGGCGGCGGAGGGGGGACCGUCCAGGUUCUUGUCCCGAAGGUCGUGCCCGCGCCGGCGCCUCCCCCGCCGUCGGCGGACGUGGCGGACCAUGGUGGAGGCGGGGAGGAUGCGCUGUCUUCCGCGCAGGCCCGGCGGGCCGCGCUGCAGCGCCAGGCGGCGGCUGCGUCGAUGGCCGCCGAGGAUUAUGUCCGGCGGCUGGAGACCGGUGGGGCCGCGGACAUACCGGGAGAAGCAGCUAAUAAUCUUGGUACAGAAGAUCAAGGUUCUUUAGUCAAGGUUAUAUGCCGCAUUUGUUUUUCUGGUGAGAAUGAGGGCAGCGAACGAGCUAUGAAGAUGCUGUCAUGCAAAUUUUGCAAUAAGAAAUACCACAGGAGCUGCUUGAAAGUUUGGGCUGAAUAUAGAGAUCUAUUUCAUUGGAGCUCAUGGGCGUGCCCCUCUUGCCGCAUUUGUGAGGUUUGUCGAAGAGCUGGUGAUCCCACUAAGUUAAUGUUCUGUAAAAGGUGUGAUGGUGCUUACCAUUGCUACUGUCAACAGCCUCCACACAAGAAUGUGAGUCAUGGGCCUUAUUUAUGUCCAAAACACACAAGAUGUCAUAGCUGUGGGUCUACUGUCCCUGGAAGUGGACUUAGCACAAGGUGGUUUUUAGGGUAUACCUGCUGUGAUGCUUGUGGAAGAUUGUUUGUGAAAGGAAAAUACUGUCCUGUUUGUUUGAAGGUCUACAGAGAUUCUGAAAUGACACCCAUGGUUUGUUGUGAUGCAUGCGAACAAUGGGUGCAUUGUGUAUGUGAUGGCAUCAGUGAUGAAAAAUAUCAGCAGUUCCAAGCGGAUGGAAACUUAUAUUACAAAUGUCCUGCAUGUCGUGGAGAUUGUUACCGGGUGACAUUUACUGUUCUGGUCAAGGAUAUGGAAGAUGCUGUUCGAGAGCUUUGGCGGAGGAGAGAUAAAGCUGACCGUGAUCUAACUGCAAACUUGAGAGCUGCUGCUGGACUGCCAACUCAGGAGGAAAUAUUUUCUAUUUGCCCCUACUCAGAUGAUGAUGAAGCUGCUCCAGUUAUACCAAAGAAUGAUUAUGGUAGUUCAUCAAAAUUUUCUGUCAAAGGUUUGACUGAUAAAUCAAGCAAGAAUUCUAAAGAACUUGGGAAAAGUUUCUCCAAGAAAUCAUCCAAUAAGAAAUAUAUAAAGAAGGGGAAUCAGGUGCAAUUUGCUGGUAAGCCUGGUGAGCCAUAUCAAAAUACUGAAAGGCAGCAUGAGUUGAGAUCAUUGGAGAGCAGCCUUAGAGACACUAAUUUUGAUGAGACAAAGUCAUACAGAAAUGAUGCACAGGACAUCUUUUCAUCUCCUUUGACCAGAAGUCCAGGCAAUGAUAAAGGGAAGUCUUCUGUUGAUCAUAUGGGAAGUAAUAACCAUAUGUUUAUUGAGGAAGUUGUAAGUAAUAACUUUGCUAAGAUGCCUAAGGUCCAUAUAAAGGGUAGUAAAUCACCAGGACUGCAUGUCAAAGAGGGUGCUGGAAAAAAUUCAGGCAAAACGGAGAUGGUGAAAGGAACUAAAUUAGUAAUACAUAUAGGUGCCAAAAAUAGAAAUGCACCUGGUUCUCCCAAGUCAGAAGCUUCAAGCUGUCACAAGGAUCAAGACGUUAAUGCCUUGAAUGGCAGUGAAGGCAUGAGCCAGCUGCAGACAAAAUCUAAGAAUUAUGUACAUGAUGGUCAUCCUGUUAUUGCCAGAAAUCAUGAUGGAAAAGGAGCUAAACUUGAUAACUCAACUCAGAUAAAAAGUGCCAGACAGGAAGAUAGAGAUGGUGUGAAAAAGCUCCAAAAUAUAUCCGAGACACACAGGAAAAGCAGAGCCAUUAAUGCUGAGGAGUGUGAACCUAUGACUGCUCGCAGAAGUCCUCUUAUAAUAAGAAAAACAAGCACAGAGGUGGACCCUGCAAUAAAGACUAGGUCUCAAACCAUGUUAACAGAUAAUGAUGAUUUGCCAGGGAAAAUUUCCCCAGUUACAGUGGUUAAUUUCCAAAGUGAAAUCCAUAAUGUGGCUGCAUCAUCAUUUGGUUCCAAUUCCUCCAAUGAUCCCAAACCAUUGUUGAAGUUAAAAUUCAAAAACCCAUAUUUUGAACAGCGAAGCUCUUGGGCACCUAGUGGAGGAGAAGAGAAGAAUCCUGUCAAGGGACAGAGGUCAAAGAGAAAGAGACCGUCUAUUCAGAGAGAAAAUAAUCAGGUGGAUGGUGACGAUGAACAGCCAAAUCAGGAAGAUCCAAUAGAUGUUGUUGAUGCAAACUGGAUAUUGCAGAAGCUGGGUAAGGAUGUGAUCGGAAAGAGAGUCGAAGUUCAUGAAGCAUCAGAGAAUUCAUGGCACAAGGGAGUGGUUUCUAAUGUCCUUGAAGGCACUUCAUCUUUAUCAGUUCGUCUAGAUGAUGGAAGAUCCAAGACCCUAGAACUUGGAAGGCAAACAGUUCGCUUCAUCUCUCAGAAACACAAAAAGGCAAAACUGUGGAGCCAUUUUGGUGUUGUUGUGUAGGCAGAGCAAAGCUGGGGCAAAAAAUAAUCCAUUCUGUAUAAGGUAAUCUCCUGCAGCUCGUCAAUUCCUUCAACUGAACAUACUUUUAAACUGUUUUGCAUCGAUUUGGAAUAGUUUCAUUCCCUAAGAAUGAAAUGAACAAGAAGCUUCUGUUGCCCUGCUCUCCUCGGAGGUUAUUUGUUAAUAUAUGUUCUGGUUUGUGUGUACCAUUAUUCUUUUAUGAUGUGGAAGAUGCAAUAAUGCUGGCAUCCCUGGCUUAAUCAUGGGAGGGGACUGGGGCUUUCUUGCAACAAAAUUGGGUUGCAUAUUCUGUAGCAUGGAGGUUGGAUAGAAGAAAUCAAACUCUAAUCUCUGUCAAAUUAACCGGCUGAGAGAACCUGUCUCAAACAGUAAAUCUAUGUGUAAGAGGCAGCUCCAGUUCACAUGUAGGAACAGCACUUGUAUUAACAUAACAAAUUCCAGGUUGUUUGCUUUUGUGCUUUUUUG